AUGUUCUGUUCCUUCAACGACUGUCUUUUCGCUUUCGUUUACUCCUGUGUCACCCUUAGAAAUCUUUCUUAUAUCCGGGUUUCUCUUAUAUCCGGGUUACAAUAUAUAUAUAUAUAUAUAUAUAUACACACAUACACAUUCUCUCUCUCUCUCACUCUCACUCUCUCUCUCUCCUCUUCUCUCUCUCUCUCUCUCUCCUCUUUAUCUCUCUCACUCUUUAUCUCUCUCACUCUUUAUCUCUCUCACUCUUUAUCUCUCUCACUCUUUAUCUCUCUCACUCUUUAUCUCUCUCACUCUUUAUCUCUCUCACUCUUUAUCUCUCUCACUCUUUAUCUCUCUCCUCUCUCUCACUCUCUCUCUAUCUCUCUCUAUCUCUCUCUAUCUCUCUCUAUCUCUCUCUAUCUCUCUAUAUCUCUCUCAGAUGAAUUUUUUGAAAAUUUUCUUCGGUUUGAUCCCGCUGCUUUCCGGCCGGGCAGUCUUCGGUUUGAUCCCGCUGCUUUCCGGCCGGGCAGUCUUCGGUUUGAUCCGCUGCUUUCCGGCCGGGCAGUCUUCGGUUUGAUCCCGCUGCUUUCCGGCCGGGCAGUCUUCGGUUUGAUCCCGCUUUCCGGCCGGGCAGUCUUCGGUUUGAUCCCGCUGCUUUCCGGCCGGGCAGUCUUCGGUUUGAUCCCGCUGCUUUCCGGCCGGGCAGUCUUCGGUUUGAUCCCGCUGCUUUCCGGCCGGGCAGUCUUCGGUUUGAUCCCGCUGCUUUCCGGCCGGGCAGUCUUCGGUUUGAUCCCGCUGCUUUCCGGCCGGGCAGCAACUUUGCUCUCUUUCGGCUUUCCUAGGCAACUUUGCUCUCUUUCGGCUUUCCAGGCAACUUUGCUCUCUUUCGGCUUUCCAGGCAACUUUGCUCUCUUUCGGCUUUCCAGGCAACUUUUCUCUUUCGGCUUUCCAGGCAACUUUGCUCUCUUUCGGCUUUCCAGGCAACUUUGCUCUCUUUCGGCUUUCAGGCAACUUUGCUCUCUUUCGGCUUUCCAGGCAACUUUGCUCUCUUUCGGCUUUCCAGGCAACUUUGCUCUCUUUCGGCUUUCCAGGCAACUUUGCUCUCUUUCGGCUUUCCAGGCAACUUUGCUCUCUUUCGGCUUUCCAGGCAACUUUGCUCUCUUUCGGCUUUCCAGGCAACUUUGCUCUGCAAAAAUUUCCCGAACGGCGGACAGCGAGCUGGUUAUCGCGCCAGUUCCCGAACGGCGGACAGCGAGCUGGUUAUCGCGCCAGUUUCCGAACGGCGGACAGCGAGCUGGUUAUCGCGCCAGUUUCCGAACGGCGGACAGCGAGCUGGUUAUCGCGCCAGUUCCCGAACGGCGGACAGCGAGCUGGUUAUCGCGCCAGUUCCCGAACGGCGGACAGCGAGCUGGUUAUCGCGCCAGUUCCCGAACGGCGGACAGCGAGCUGGUUAUCGCGCCAGUUCCCGAACGGCGGACAGCGAGCUGGUUAUCGCGCCAGUUCCCGAACGGCGGACAGCGAGCUGGUUAUCGCGCCAGUUCCCGAACGGCGGACAGCGAGCUGGUUAUCGCGCCAGUUCCCGAACGGCGGACAGCGAGCUGGUUAUCGCGCCAGUUCCCGAACGGCGGACAGCGAGCUGGUUAUCGCGCCAGUUCCCGAACGGCGGACAGCGAGCUGGUUAUCGCGCCAGUUCCCGAACGGCGGACAGCGAGCUGGUUAUCGCGCCAGUUCCCGAACGGCGGACAGCGAGCUGGUCGCGCCAGUUCCCGAACGGCGGACAGCGAGCUGGUUAUCGCGCCAGUUCCCGAACGGCGGACAGCGAGCUGGUUAUCGCGCCAGUUUCCGAACGGCGGACAGCGAGCUGGUUAUCGCGCCAGUUUCCGAACGGCGGACAGCGAGCUGGUUAUCGCGCCAGUUCCCGAACGGCGGACACCGUUUCAGUUAACAAGUGGCCCUUCUGGGUGUAGUUCUGCUCCUCUGCUCGGAGAUGUGGGAAAAAGAAUAAAAACAUCAACCAAACUUGAUGUCAAUCUAUUGAAACUCUUUUUUUCUUCUUCCAUUUCUUUCUCUCUUUCUCUCUUUGUCUCUUUCUCUCUUUGUCUCUUUCUCUCUUUGUCUCUCUCUCUCUUUGUCUCUCUCUCUCUUUGUCUCUCUCUCUCUUUGUCUCUCUCUCUCUUUGUCUCUCUCUCUCUUUGUCUCUCUCUCUCUUUGUCUCUCUCUCUCUUUGUCUCUCUCUCUCUUUGUCUCUCUCUCUCUUUUUUUCUCUCUCUCUCUCUCUUUUUCUCUCUCUCUCUCUCUCUCUUUUUUCUCUCUCUCUUUUUUUUUUCUCUCUCUCUCUUUCUUUUUUCUCUCUCUCUCUUUUUCUCUCUUUUCUCUCUCUCUUUUUUUUCUCUCUCUCUCUUUUUUCUCUUUUUUUCUCUUUUUUUUUCUCUUUUUUUUUCUCUCUCUUUUUUUUUCUCUUUUUUUUUUUUUCUUUUUUCUUUUUUUCUCUCUUUUUUUUUUCUUUUUUUUUUUUCUCUCUCUUUUUUACCGUUUCGUUUGCUCACCGCCCUUUUCUCUCAUUCGGACGAAAAAUAA
Molecule: messenger RNA, 2559 nt
Organism: Acanthosepion pharaonis
Lineage: Eukaryota; Metazoa; Mollusca; Cephalopoda; Sepiida; Sepiidae
Source: the annotation of a GenBank genome assembly